CGUUAAUGUUAGUAUUUUAAUUUCUCAAUGUGAUUCAAUUGACACUGCUUUGCUUCCACGCGAUGGAAACAACGCAGCUUUGAUAGGAAAAAAAAUUUAUUAUAUUGGUGGCAGAACAGAAUCUCCUCAAAAAGUCAAUACAUUUCUAUUGGAUUUAUCAUUAGACUUUACAGCAAAUAAGCCGAAUUUUAUUCAAGUUUUAGGACUCGAUAACAUGCCAUCACCUGCCUGGACUGCCGCUUGUCUAGGAAAAGAUAACACUAGUUAUAUAUUUGGUGGAACUGAUGCAUCACAAUUGGUAUUACCAAAAGUAAACACAUUGUUCAAGAUCAAGCCAUCAAUAUCCGAUGACGUUUCUCUUAAUUGGAUAGCAUCUUCACCAAACCAAGCAGAAACAUGGCCAAGUGCACGAGAUGGAAUAGUUCCAAUUAUCGAUAAUCAUUCGAGAAUUUUUGUAUGGGGUGGGCGUAAUGAAGGUCAAGAUAAUAAAACGAUGUAUAUAUAUGAAGAAAAUAAAUGGACAAGCUAUAAUCUUAAUAAUGCACCGAAUCCAAGAGCAUCUUAUUCGGCUACGUUAUUAAAUGAUGGACGAAUUAUUUAUAUUGGCGGCGCUAGUAGCAGUCCGUAUCCAGAUGUUAAUUUUUCAGAGCUAUCUACAAGCAACAAAUCGAUAAGAAAUCGAAGGGGACAUUCAGCAUUACUUCACAUGGAUACCAUCUCUAUUAUUAUGUAUGGAGGGGUUUACGACCAUGACGAAGAAAUACCCGUUUCUGACUCGGUGUGGACAUUGAAUACAAAAAAUUGGGAGUGGUCACAGCAAUCAGUUUCUAGUUUACCUUACAUUACUGUGACAAGAGGUCAUACUGCAGUUUUGUAUAAUGGAUAUAUGAUUAUAGCUUUUGGAGUGAACGGAAAUUAUCAUUAUACAUCUGAAGUAAAAGUUAUGGAUGUGGCGAAUCUAAGCUCGUUGGCCUGGGUUCCUACUUACAAAGUAAGAACAUUACCAACCACAACUACUGAUGGUUCAAUAAAGCCUCCUGGUCCCACUGGUCCCACAACUGGUUUAACAACUAGUUCAACAACUACGAUCACAGGUACACCUGCUGCAAACACGGAAAACAAAAAUAAUAUUGGUUUAAUCCUUGGAGGUACAAUCAGUGUUAUAAUCGGCGGUGGCCUUGCUACCAUUGCCUUUAUAUUUUUUCUUCGACGACGUAAAUCUGGUUCACCUACUACUACCCUUGCUACCAUUCUUCCAAAUGGAAGAGGACAUUCGGAAUAUUCACAUUCGACCAAUGAACCAGUUUCAACUCUUAGUGCAUCAGGAUUUACAACACCUGUUAGUCAAUAUAACUUUCCCGUUCAACAAACAGUUCCGCAACCUAAUCCAUCAUAUCAGCAAUAUAACCCGCAUUUAUCAUAUCUGUAUGACCCGAAUCCACUAUCGCAUCAACAAUAUUACGAUGACCCGAAUUCACCAUUGUAUCAACAAUAUAAUCAGAAUUCGUCAUCGUAUCAACAAUAUAACCCGAAUUUACCAGCAGCAAACCAAUAUCCUUCGAAUUUAGCAGAAAUUUAA
Ambispora gerdemannii is the source of this 1579-nucleotide messenger RNA. The record is from the annotation of a GenBank genome assembly. NCBI's taxonomy places the organism in Eukaryota, Fungi, Glomeromycota, Glomeromycetes, Archaeosporales, Ambisporaceae.